CUCAACUCUCCAAUGCGUCCUACGCUCUCAGCUGAAAGUGAGACAUUUCCGAGACACUCAAGCAAGCAGGCAGGCAGUCAGCGACUCAGUGGUGUAGUAUUCUCGUCCUUUGCCACGACUUCCAUCCUUCUUAACGACUCUACCUUGCUCAUAUCUCUACCGACCGUACAAUGAGGUUUCAGACUGCGAAUUAGGUGUGCACAAGACUGGGGCCCGGAGCUCUUUUUCGGACGAUUCCUCCAGCAUGGAGGACUCGAAAAUUGCGCAACAUGAACUUACUCCCCGGGACAUAUCUGAACACGUGGAGGAUAAAGCUUGGGAUGAGGACAAAAUCACGAAGGCAGCCUGCUCCGACCAGUCUCCUAACAGCAGCAUCGGCGAGGGGAAUGUUGAUUCGGUCACCGACAGCGAAAAGCAGAAGAUAGCAGAAGGAGCUGCACACUUUCGAAGGUUGGGCUGGAAACGUCUAACCGUUGUGCUUGUCGUUGAGGCUAUCGCUCUCGGUGUCCUGACGCUGCCAGCCUCAUUUGCGACCUUAGGGAUGGUGGCAGGUACGAUCUGCUGCAUCGGAGUGGGCGUCAUCGCAAUCUAUGCCAGCUAUCUUGUCGGAGAAAUGAAGAUCGCAUUUCCCACCAUUCAUCAUUACGGUGAUGUUGGAACUCUCAUGUUGGGGAAGUUCGGCAGAGAGCUUUUCGGUGUCAUGUUUGUGCUACAGCUCAUUCUGGUGACUGCAUCCUACUGCUUGACCGGCACAAUUACUUUUGAUGUCCUGACCAAUAAUGCGACAUGCUCCAUGGUAUUCGGGAUUGUUUCGGCUGUGUUACUGAUGCUAUUGGCCGUCAUGCCAUCCUUUACCGACGCGGCUAUCCUGGGCUACAUCGACUUCGGCUCGAUAAUGGCAGCCAUCAUUAUCGCCAUCAUUGCUACUGGCGUGGAAGCUGCGAACAAGCCCGGGGGACUAGCAGGGGUCAAUUGGUCCGCAUGGCCCAGACCUGGCACGACUGUUGCAGACGGGUUCAUCGCAGUUUCAAAUAUCGUGUUUGCUUACAGUUUCGCCAUGUAUCAAUUCUCCUUCAUGGACGAAAUGCACAAGCCACAGGACUAUAUGAAGUCUAUCUGGACAUUGGGUGGCCUAGAGAUCGUGAUCUACACUCUCGUGGGCGCAUUGAUCUAUGCUUUUGUUGGUGUAGACGUCCAAAGUCCCGCACUGCUCUCCAUGAGCAGUUUGAUGACCAAAAUCGCAUUCGGGGUAGCAUUGCCGGUAAUUUACAUUUCUGGCGCUCUCAACAACACGGUCACGGCUCGAUAUGUACAUCUGCGCCUGUACGAGAAUUCGGUGGUCAGAUACAUCAACACCCCUAAAGGCUGGACGACAUGGCUACUUGUUCUACUGGCCAUCACAGUCUGUGCCUGGGUCAUCUCGGAGGUGAUUCCCUUUUUCAACGAUCUCCUCGCUCUCAGUUCGGCAUUAUUUGUUUCUGGAUUUGUUCUUUAUAUCCCAGCCGUCAUGUGGUUCAUGUUUCUUCGUAAGAGCGAGGGCAACAAUCGAAAACGAUUACUGCACGACUUAUCCGCUGCGUUUCUGUUCUGUGUUGGCAUUAUCGUGUUGGGUGGUGGGACCUAUUCCAGUAUUGUCGAUAUUAAGCGUCAGUUCGACAGAGAGACUGUAAGAGGCGUCUUCACAUCAUUGAUACUUGGGUGUAUAUGGCUCGCUGGUUCAAAUGUACAUGGCUAG
Molecule: messenger RNA, 1735 nt
Organism: Aspergillus homomorphus CBS 101889
Lineage: Eukaryota; Fungi; Ascomycota; Eurotiomycetes; Eurotiales; Aspergillaceae
Product: putative amino acid transporter
Exons: 3
Coding region: 245-1735 (496 amino acids)
Biological process (GO): amino acid transmembrane transport
Cellular component (GO): vacuolar membrane
Molecular function (GO): amino acid transmembrane transporter activity
Source: RefSeq, a predicted model, not a curated record